Paramacrobiotus metropolitanus is the source of this 2730-nucleotide messenger RNA. Its product is annotated as golgin subfamily A member 6-like protein 7. Bases 379 to 2463 code for a protein of 694 amino acids. The transcript is spliced from 6 exons. The record is from RefSeq and is a predicted model, not a curated record. Lineage: Eukaryota; Metazoa; Tardigrada; Eutardigrada; Parachela; Macrobiotidae.
CCAAAUGGUCGACAAACUGGAGUUGCAGCAGUUCUCUGCUUACACUUAUGUUUUGAAAGACAAAUUCGGACUGGUUAUUCGCUUUCGCGUUCUUCUUGUUGUAUUGUGCGCUUAUUUGCAGAAGCUAUAGUCCACGAAACCCGAGGCCGGUUGAUGUAUCGGUUCAUAUAUUAUUGUAUUAAUUGUUAUGAAUAGUGUAACCGAGCAGUUUUCACAAAUUUUUUCACGGGCACUCGAUCACCAGCUUGCUUCAGGAUAUUCGCAAUUCGUACUUAUUACACUACUGGAAUGCAUGCAGAAUUUUAAUUAUGGAGGAUCACUGACGACUGUGGGAAAGACUGAAGUUAAUCCAAAUUCCUAUCUAGCCGGGAUGCAGUAAUGGACAAGCGUUCGGACAUUGGGACGCCUAUCAAAAAUGGACAUUCUUCUCAUCACCACCAUCAUAGUCACUCACGAUCUCCGACAAUGCAAAUCGGUGACAGCCCGGCGCAUUCCCGCGGCUCGACCCAGUUUGAAAGCGAGGAGUCGCCUAGCACACCGGCUUCCGACCCGAAGACUUCCCGCCGAUCUUCCAAUGAUAUACAAAAGUCAGUGUUGUCACUGCCAGGAGUGAACAAUCAUGAAGCUGCCGCUUUACGAAAACACAUCAAAAUCCUCGAAGAACGCCUUCGAAAUGAACGUCAUUCCCAUGCAGUCAAAUUUUCUGAACUGGAAAAACAGCUCAUCCAAGAAAAUGCCCAGCUCAAGGUCUCAACAAAUGCAUUACAAAGGCAAAUUAAGCGGGAACAACAGCUGGUGCAAGACCAUGAACAGGAGCUGAGCAAACUGCGCAAAGGUGAACGGAAGAGCAAACUGUCCAACAUUACCAGCGGAAUUGCGCGGAGUUUCAGCGAUGCCACACUGGAAGACAUGGAAAUGAAGGAAACAUCGGCAAAACAAACUGAUAACACUACUGAGUCGGAGGUGGUGCGCAUGCUCAAGGAGCGUUUAGACGACUCUGAAAAAGACCGCCGCGAAGCCGAAGCAAUAUUUAAUCAACGCAUCUCCACUUUGCUGCGCGAACGCAACGUCCAGAGAGUCCAGAUGCAAAGUGCCGAAGAAAACAUUCUCAAAUUCAGCGGCGAGAACGAAGCGCUAAGGCAAACUGCCUACGAAUACCGUCAACAGAUGGAAGCCAUUGGCAACGGAAAUCCUUUCAACGACAAUCAGCUGGCCUUGAUCAAGCGCGACAACCAGCAGCUGCGCGAAGAACUGGAUGCCCUACACCGUGAGAAACAGAAACUCUUGUUCGAUCUAGAGAAUCUGUCGGAAGAAUUAGCCCUGCUCAAGGCUAAUGAGCGCCAGAAUCACGAAAACAAUCAACUGGCCACUAAUUUGAAAGACCGCAUCGACACCCUUCGCAACCAGCUCUCUUCGCUGGAAAGGAGAAACAGCCAAAGAAACGGAAACGCGAGUGGAGAAAGUUCAGCUGUGGAUCUGUCAUCCAGCGAACCAACGCCCAGGAACGACAGUGACAUUCGGCGGCAGGCGGAGCUAGAAGAGCAGUUGCUACAGUACCAGCGCCAAUUAGCGGAAACCAAUCAGAAGUUAGGCCGCGUUUUGGAGAUGAGUCAGCGUUACGAAUCACAUUGCUACAAACUGGAAAAGGAACUGUACAAAAUCUACGGAAAUAGCUACCAAUUUGUCCAGACAGAUUGGCGGCACAAAGAUCAGGAUUUCAUAAAAAAUCUUAAAAAAACUACCGCUACUCGGUCUCUUCCUAAUUAUGCGCAAAUGCCGGCUAGAAAAUCAACAGGUGUUUCUGUAACGACCCAAACACCGGCUGUUCCACUGCCUAGCAACAUGCGUCCGGAACGGGAUGAACUGAUGGACAAACUGACCGAUAAAGUCAAUGGUAUGGUCAAAAUGCUGGAAAGAAUCUCUCCUACGAACAGCCCGAAGUCAUCGCGGAGAAAGAGCGUCAGCGAAGGUCAUGCCGUGGCGGCGGCCUUUGAUGACCUUUUGCGCUCAAUUCGUGACGGGCAAACGACGAAUUCGGUGGAUUUAACGAAACUGACCGAGGCGAAACUGGAAAUUCAGGGUUUACAGAAGGCAUUCCGCCAUUUGGAGGAAAAGAACAGUAACCUCGAAAGUGAAAUACGGCUUCUACGCCAGCAACGAACGGAAGAUGAUCGAGUGUCACAGAAUGGGAGUGUCGAUUCCAACCGUCCAAUUACUCAGGAGGAAAUCGAUGACCGCAUCAUGAAGGCACAGUUACGCGCCGCACAACUGCAUGCCGCCGGCCUGUUGCCGUCCUUUGCGCCGGUAGGAGUGACGAAUCCUUUCUUGACGAACGAUUCCCCGGGAAGCAACUUUACGUCCAACACUUCCGGUGUGUGGGAACUGCCGUGGAGUCCUAACGGUUUCGAUGACGAUCUUGCCAAAACAGCACAAUUGCGUCCAAGAGCAUCAACUCUUUUCUGAGCCUGUUUGCAACGUACAUGCAGUGGACUCCAUAAAGAUGUUACACCCACAGGCCACGGCCAUUAGCGCUAUAAAUGUGAGUGGAUAUUUUGUAACACCAUUGUGAAGUCCAGUGUACAGAUACCAUAUCGUUCCUAACCUUAACCCUGUUAUGGUUAAUCGUUUCAUGGAGCUAGUUUGACGACUGGCCGUCACCCUUGGUCAAUAUGGAAUACAUUCUAACAGUCAUAUUUUAUCGAUGAAGGCUUCACAGAAUACAGUGUAUGU